CGGAAGUCUCAAAAUUAUUUUCCUAUUUCAAGACAGGAAAGUUGUAAAUAGUUAUGCUCAAGAAAUUACAUAGCUGUCUCUUUAAAUAAGGGUACUUGUGGAUUUAGUGAGCUAUAGAAGUGAUAGAAAAAAACAUUGACUUAGUGCCUUCUGAAACAAAAAGCUAUCGUCAAUCGUUGUAUUCUGAACCCAACGCCAUUUUGAGGCAAAUUUUUAUAUUUUAUGUGACAAGUAUUUCGCAAUAAUUACAGUUUUAAUCACGAUAAAGGGUUAGCCAGCGAAUGCUUUCAUACAGGUUUAUGUGAAAAGAAACAGUGUGGGCGGCGGCCCUAUAUAGAACAUUGAGUGACAAGGUCUGUGAACAAAAUAUGCCCUGAGAUAGCGGUUGCAGAGCAUGGCCCUAGGCGGCAAGAGUAUUCUAAUUAAGUGACGAACGGUGCUGGCUUUCAGCUGGAGGGGGUUAGUAGAAUGCCACGUCCGGGAAGUCUAAAAGAUCCUGACAUAGCUGAGCUGUUCAGCAAACAUGAUCCGGAAAAGAUAUUUGAGGAUCUCAGGGAGAUUGGGCAUGGCUCCUUUGGUGCAGUUUACUAUGCACGAUGUAACCUCACCAAAGAGAUUGUUGCCAUUAAAAAGAUGUCAUAUCUGGGGAAGCAGAGUGAGGAAAAAUGGCAGGAUAUCUUGAAAGAAAUAAAGUUUCUGAAGCAAUUAGAACACCCAAACACAAUAGAAUACAAAGGAUGCUACAAACGAGAGCAUACAGCAUGGCUGGUCAUGGAGUACUGUGUCGGCUCAGCAUCAGAUAUUAUAGAGGUGCACAAGAGGCCACUCCGCGAAGAGGAGAUCGCGGCUAUCUGCGAGGGUGUGGUGUGCGGGCUGUCGUACCUCCACAGCCUAGGCCGAAUCCACCGCGACAUCAAGGCCGGUAACAUACUGCUCACGGAGAACGGCACUGUCAAGCUCGCCGACUUCGGCAGCGCCAGCAUCAAAUGCCCGGCCAACAGCUUCGUGGGCACGCCCUACUGGAUGGCCCCGGAGGUCAUACUCGCGAUGGAUGAAGGACAGUAUGACGGCAAGGUGGAUGUGUGGUCACUUGGUAUAACUUGUAUUGAGCUGGCUGAGCGUAAGCCACCCUACUUCAAUAUGAAUGCCAUGUCAGCACUGUACCAUAUAGCACAGAAUGACUCACCAACAUUGCAAGCACCUGAAUGGACGGAUACGUUCCGGUAUUUUGUGGAAGCUUGUCUCCAAAAGAAUCCUCAGGACAGGCUGUCAUCCACCAAACUCCUCUCUCAUCCCUUCAUCACCAGGCCGCGCUCCCCCAAUGUCCUGGUUGACCUCAUACAAAGGACCAAGGCUGCUGUGCGAGACCUUGACAAUCUCAACUAUAGGAAGAUGAAGAAGAUACUGAUGGUUGAUGUGGACAAUGAGAGUGCUAUUGGUGACAGCGAGGAGACGGCGGAAGAGCCCUCAGGCGGGGACAGCUCCAAGUCGAACUCGGCCACGUCAGAGCACAGCGCGGGCGUCGCUUCCAGUCAGAGUUCCUCCUCCGGCAGUCUGCGGAGGCGCGCGCACGCGAUAACUGUGAACCAUAUGAACCAAAAACAACACUCAUACCAGCAGCAAUACAACCACCAGCCGACACACACUACAAGAGAGGAGAGCAACGACGAUUACGUGAACCGUGACGCGCUGCGCGAGUACGCCAAUCGCGACUCACUGUGCGACGACCUCGCGGACGACUACGCCAACCGGGACGCCAUCCGCGAGGCGCAGCGCGAGAGGGAGUGCCGCGAGUACGUCAACGCGGCGGCCGUGUGGCACGACGAGCGCAGCACGCAGCGCAGGCAGAGCGACAGAGGUAUGAGUAACAACGUGUCGGCUGCGAUGUCGUUAGUGUCAGAACACGGCGCCAACAAUUUUGCCACCAUCCGCACUACUAGUAUUGUUACCAAUGAGCAGAAGGAACACAAGCAGGAGAUGCACGAGCAGAUGUCGGGCUACAAGCGCAUGCGGCGCGAGCACCAGGCCGCGCUCGUGAAGCUGGAGGAGCGCUGCAAGGCCGACGUGGACGCGCACAAGGGACAGCUGGACCGCGAGUACGACGCGCUGCUGCAGCACCUGGCGCGCGACCUGGAGCGGCUGCAGACUAAGCACACGCAAGAACUGGAACGUAAGCAGAAGCAGAAUGUCGCUGCCGAGAAGAAGCUCAUCAAGGACAUUACAGCGCGCCAAGAGCAGGAGAGGAAGUCGUUCGACGCACAACGCAAGCGAGAGUACAAGGCCAACAAGGAGCGGUGGAAGAAGGAGCUGAGCAUGGACGACGCCACGCCCAAGCGGCAGAGGGACGCCACCUUACAAUCACAGAAAGACAACCUUAAGCAGGCUGAGGCUGCGGAGGAAGCACGACUAGUACGCUCCCAGCGCGAGUACCUGGAGCUGGAGCUGCGCCGGCUUCGACGACGACGGAUGCUGGCGCUGCACCACAAGGAGCAGGAGCUGCUCAGAGAGGAGCUGAACAAGCGGCAACAACAGCUGGAGCAGGCACACGCCAUGCUCCUGCGGCACCACGAGAAGACGCAGGAGCUGGAGUAUCGCCAGCAGAAGGGGGUGCACGCACUGCGAGAAGAGCAGCUGUCGAACCUGCACGCCACGGAGCUGGCCAACCAGCGGGAGUACAUGCAGCGAGCCGAGCACGAGCUGCGGAAGAAGCAUGCGCUGCAACUGAAGCAGCAGCCCAAGAGUCUCAAGCAAAAAGAGAUGCAGAUACGUAAGCAAUUUCGUGAGACGUGUAAAAUACAAACCCGACAAUAUAAAGCUCUCAAGGCGCAAAUACUGCAGACUACACCCAAAGAACAACAAAAGGAAGUGAUAAAAUCUCUUAAGGAUGAGAAGCGACGCAAGCUGGUGUUGCUGGGUGAGCAGUACGACCAGAGCAUCAGCGAAAUGCUGCAGAAGCAGACUGUGCGCUUGGAUGAGAGCCAGAUGAUGGAGUGCCAGCAGCUAAAAAUGCAACUGGAACACGAGCUGGACAUGUUGACGGCGUACCAGAGCAAGAGCAAGAUGCAGGCCGAGGCGCAGCGGAACAGGGAGCGGCGCGAGCUGGAGGAGCGGGUCAACGUGCGCCGCGCGCUGCUGGAGCAGAAGAUGGAGUACGAGUGCGCGGAGUUCGUGAAGGACCGCGCCGACCGGACCCGCGCGCUGCACGAGCGACACGCGCGAGACCUCGAGCGCUUCGACGACGAGAGCGCGCGGCUCGGCUUCAGUGCGAUGGCGAUAGCGGAGGGGCGCGGCGAGACGUUCGGCGACGAGGAGCAGUCGCUGUCGGGCUCCAUGUUGUCGCUGGCCCACAGCAACUCGUCCACCAGCUUCCCCGCGGGCUCCCUGUGACGGGGGAGGGGGACAUGACGGGCACUCUGUGGUUGGAAAUGGACCUUCUUUGAUUGUUUGAUUGAUUAUAGCGUUUUGUUUGGUUAAAUCUGGGUAUGUCAAUUUCAAAUUGGCUAGCGCUUAGCAGAAAGGAACCAGUCCACAAAAUCAUAAAAAAAAAAUUACUAUUUGACAUCCCGAACAAAACUUAUCCGAUAUUUCCAAUUUAAAAAGGAACCAGUUCACUUCUAGUAUUUGUAGCAAAGAUAUUGAACGCAUCCACAAAAAACUCAGCUAAGUUUGCAUUUGGACUGGUUCCAUUCUGCUAAGCGCUAGCCAAUUCAACUGUUGCUAGUUAUGUACACCCAUAGACUUGAAAUAUUCUUGCGUAUAGACGAAGCGUGCGAGAGAGAAGAACACAUCUAACGGAGAAACAGCAAGAUAGUAAAGAUUAGCGAAUCGAUUGUUACUGUAACCAAUUUUGAUGGACAAGUAAUAAACAGUCAGCGACGCUUGACAUUAAAAACAUUAGAUAACGCAAACAUUGAUUUGGUCAUGCGUUAGUUUAUACGCUAGUGUAUUCUAAGUCUAUGGUUAAACCAUGGCAUAAUGUAGCCAUUCUUAAGAUUUAUUAUAACAAAAGUUUUUAUUUCUUUUUUGUUAUAUCAUAUAAUGAAAAAUAAGAAAGCUUAUACUAUACAAGCAUAUCGACUUUUUUACGCAUCAAAUGAACUUAUAACUAAGGUAAAUACCGCCUAUCAUUGCAUGCGCAUAUAUUAGACAAGAAUACAAGUUUCUAAUACAAAUAUACAUUUGCUGAUAUUUGAUUUUAAUCUACUGCAAUAUAGAUGAUGAAACGGUGACAUUUGUUUACUCCCAAAUUAUUCAAUAUAUUAUAUCUUUUUGGUAUUUAUAAGUAACAGAUAAAAGUGCCUACCGAUUUGUGAUGUAGUAUUGUGCAAUACUUCACGGCUAUAAUUUAAAAUUAAUGUAGAAAGUAAUUAGGAGCUUAUUCUUUUCAUAAACUAAUACAUGUUCGACAAAGAUUGACAUAUAAAUGGAUAAGCAAUUGAUAAGCAUUGCCAGCUACAAAAUAUUUGAGCUUUAAUGAGAAGCGGCAAAUAACUCGUUGCUGUUUGUUAACGUUUGUUAUCGCUUGCCGAAUAGCCACGUCUUAGAAUAGACUCCUGUUUAGAAACUGUGAAAUAAUACGGCUUGUGUUUUUGUGAAAGAACGAGUUGAUUCCUAGUAAUUACAAAAUUUGAAUGAUGCUGUUUUAGUUUUCAUCAAAACUACCGCCCAACCCAUAGCUUUUUUUUGUUUCUGUGUUGUGUUUUUCGCAAUGUUUAUAGCACUUAGGCAUCCAAUUUGAAAAACUUUCAAUGUUACCGCAUGUUAAAUAUCUCAGUGAAUUGAGAACAAAGAAAGUGUUAUUGAUUUGCGUUUCCAUCGCAUGGUUAUCUUUUAUUAUAUCGUCUUCCAAAAUUUUACCAGUAUUGAGAUAACUAAAAUACGCGGCACUGGUUUUUAGAUUAUUUGAUAGAUUCGUGGCCUCGAACUGGACAUAAUGUUUAUUAAAUGAUGUUUAGUUCGGAGCUCGUAUGUACACCACCUCCGUCGUCGUCGUUUACAUUUAUUAGAAGCAAUGCUUCAUCAUUUCUGCUGGAAGACGUCCAUUGCCGGGCAAAUUACUCCCCCAAAGAACUUCGAUCGGUCCUUCGCUGCCCUCUUCCAACCUAUCACGGCGAUCUUUCGACUAGAUUGCGGGUCCAUCUUGUGGGGGCCUACUUACACUAUGUCUUCCGGUACGUGGUCGACAUUAAAGGACUUUACUGCCCCAACGGCCAUCUGUCCGUCGAGCUAUGUGCCCUACCCACUGCCACUUCAGUUCCGCCACCAUCUCGACAAUGUCAGCGACUUUGUUUAUUUCUUAAUCGAUGAUCUCUGUGCGACCAUGAGCUUACUCAUAAGGCCCAUAGUUGAAGACCUCGUCUCCGUAUGUCAUCGCUGGCAACACACACUGGUAUCCUUCGUCUUUAGACACUUUAGUAUUUGGGACGAGAAGAUUUUACGGAGCUUUUCGAACACUAAGUAGCCAUCAUUAUUAGUUGUCACUUAGUAGAAGAAUAUCAUGCCGUAUUAUGAAAAGUUAAUGCUUAAAGUUUAAAUUUCCUCCCAUUUUUCUUUAUACAUAUGCUUUACUGUUCAUUUAAAUUCCUCCUUAACACAUCGUAGACCGAGAGUUGCCACUAUUAUAACAAAUCGCCCAAUCUUUCACUAGGUGAAUUGAAAGAAAUCGAUAUCAUACGAACUAUACAACGAUAGGAAAGAUGCAUAUACGACCCCGUUGCUAGGCAUAUAAUUAUAAUAGUAUAGGCGGUAUUAUAGUGUCUUGUGUAUAUAGUAGUAAGGGUUAUAUUUCUGAAAAUAUUUAAAUAGGUACAUUUAAAUUAUUAUAACAUACUGCUUACGACGUGAGAUGCGAAUGGUUUAUCGCCGUGUGAUUGCGUUUAAAUUAUUUGUAUGCCGAAGUGCACGCGUAAAGCCGGGUUCACAUAGAACGAACGACUUCAAAUUAAAUUAAGGUGAAUGAAAGAGAAAGGAGAUUCAUUGGAAGUUGUUCUCUAUGUUUGCACAAGGCCAAGUAUUAACUAAUGCGUUAUGUGAGACAAGGAUGAGUGAACGCGCGCGCUCGCUCGCACCUGUUUAGUAAAAUAUACAUGCAUGUGUGAUAAAGUGUUCAUAACCGAAAUUUAACUAUUUGAUUGGAUGUAUAACUUUUUUUUUAUUUUUAUUGUGGGUAUAACUUUCAAAGCUAUGAUAGUUUUGAAUACUUACGCACCCAUAGUAGGAUUUACUAUUCCUGAAAUUAAUUAUCUCAGUUUCGUUAUUGGCACGGGGUAUAAGAAGAAUACAGUUAAAGGUGCUAAUUAUUGAGGGUAGUUUUGUUUUAUGUAACGUCGAACAUGUAGCUCUUUAUUAUUUUAUAAGAAUUCGUCUCUUCUAUCAUUUGAUAUUUAGCACAAAACUAAUUUAAAUCAACUGUUUUUGUACCAAUUUCUAUUUCAGUUGUAAUGCUUUUUAUAUAAAAGACAUACUGUUAAUAAUUAUUUUGUCUUAUAUUAAGAUAGUCAAGAUUUUUGUAUUCAUAUCAUUAGUUUAUACUUUAGAAACAAUUUUACCAGACAUAGGCUGACACAUGAAUGAUUCGAGGCUUAUUGCUUACGUUAUGUAAAUAAGUUAAAACUUUUUGCAUCAAUAAUUUAACACUUGCUGUAUAUUUAGUAUUAACUAUUGCACGCCUUAGAUUUUGAAAUUGGGGUGCUUUUAUAGUAAUUAGAUUAGAUAGCGAACUGUGGCUUGUGUAAAUAGUGAGAUGGAUGGCGCUUGAUUCCACUUAAUAUUGGUAAAGCAUUAAACAAUGUCUCCGGAUUAUUAAUCUGAUAUUCUGCUGUUUUAAUUUCCCUCACAUACAUAUAUACUUUCCAUUAAAUACGGCGCAGCGUGUCGAUCGGUAACAAAAGAUGAAAAUCCCGAUUUAAUUACUUGCAUAAAUAAUUUACUACAAAUGUAUCGUUAAUAUGAAAACUAUAAUUUGUAAUGUUUAAUGUUUGCUGGUGCGAGCGCGCGUCGCCUUGAGACAAUCUGUAUAAUAUAAAGAACAAUGAUAUAAUGAUAAAGGUUAGAUUUAUUAACGUUUAACGUAUUGUGAGAGCGAGAAGUGACCGGUGUGAGCUUGUAGUGUUAUUGAGACGCUAUUGUUGUGUUUAAUGAGUAAGUCGAAUUUAAUCAAAAUCAAUAUUAUUAACUAGGAUCGAUCACAACAUGUUUAUGAUCCACUUGUUCAGGUUGGCUAGAUAAAAGGCGUUGUUAAAAACUUUACGAAAAAUAAACUUUCCCACUAUUGUAAUAAAGCUUACAACUUGUCAAUACAUUCUUUUUAAAAGUAUUCCUGUUUGAAUAAUAGGUCUGUGCUGUCUGACGCGUAACAUCACUAAGAGGCGGCUUGUAUGGGUACGAGGUCGGAAGGUGCGGAAGUCUUAGUUCGGCCGAAACUUAACGUAAACAGAAUUAUUAUCAGCACUAAACAGUCCGUUCGACUAAUAAAUAGUUCUAAAUCUAUCUAAAUAACUCGCGCAUUAAGAACAAAGUUCGUGUCCCACCUUCGGUAAUAUCUUUCUUGAAACAAUACUAUUCGAUUUAACAUAACGUUGGUUUUUGUAUAUAGACGAUGUUUAUAUAACUAAAUGUUGUAUUUGUCAUCUAAGCGUACCCAGUCAUUUGUAUAGACGAUUUUAUAUUAAUAUUUUUACGCUGAUUUUAGUCAUAAUUAUCCAAAUUUUAGUUUUUAUACUUGACACUAACAAAGCUAUGUUAAUUAAUUGUAAUUUUUUAUAACAUUUGCUUGAACAUCACAGGAUGUGUAUUGUUUAAUUUGUCUUGUAUUAUUGUGUUGAUUUUUAUUGUAGCGUUAAAAAAUAAUGUGGAAGUAGACAUGUAUUUAUGUGUACAUUAAGAUGUCGGUGUGUUUGGUGCACGCGCCCGCCGGUGGGUGACUUGUAAAUAUACGUGUAGAUGUAAACGGGGGCGGCGACCGAUGUUGUGUCGGCGGGGCCCCUACGAAGCGCCCCCAUAUACUGACCAAACUGACAAUAACCUAAAUAAAGUCACAAAACUUUGUGUUCGAAAUUACUCGUCAAAUUAAUUGUUUUUUAAAGAUUCGCUGCAAUCUUUUUCUAGAAGAAGUUAAAAUGAGUUUUUCAAAUAAUUAUGAACGCAAUAUUUAACAUGAUGGAGGCUUUUUGGGUUAACCUGAUGUUUCAACCUUGUUUGAGACGUCACUAUCACGAUAUUAUGUAGUGAAUGUAUUUUAAACCCAAACAAAUUAGGCUUUAUUCUAGUGUGUAUUGUUUGUGUAAAUAGAGAAGUAACUAGUGUGACGGUGCGGGGGGGGGGGGGGGGGGCUCGCAGCGUUAGGAAUUCAAUUAGAUUUUAAAAUAUACACGUAUUUGUUCUGCUCAAACUAUAGUAUACAGAUGUUUUUUAUGAGGCUCACGUUUUUGCGCGGGUUUGAAAUUUAUUGAUGUACCAUUUAGAUAAUAAAAAUUAUGUAUAGAUCCAAUAUUAUAGUAAAAAAAACCAUUGAUACCAAACUUUAAACCCUAUGUUUACUGUAGACAAAAUUAUAUUUUAACGAUGCGUGCAUGCAUGAUAUUUUUUUUUAUUAAUUCGGACAAAAUGGUAAGUGAUCACCGCAGCCUACUCUCACAUGACCUUAUAAAAGCGUAGAAUAAACGUACAUAUGAAUAAGAAAUAGAUAUGUACGUGGUGGGCGAGUAUCGAACCCGGGGCUCCGUGGUAAGAGUCAGCGGCUCAGCCUAUUGCACCACAGAGGAUGUUUACAUUACUACUCUAUAUACAGACUCACAAUCCACACAACAGAUUGAUAAUAAAGCUGGCUUAUGUAUAAUUUAUUCUAGAUAUGAUAAUGUUACUGUACGGCUAUCUGUAAGGUGUGAAUGAUUAUUAUAAAUUAUUAUAGUGUAAAUAUGCGUACGAUAGUUGUAACGUGACCGCUUACUUAGCAGUGACAUUUUCGCCCUUAUUUAUCGAAAUUUGGCGUAUUUGUUAAAACUCCACAAUUAUUGUACAAUUUAAUGAAUAUAUAGAAAUUAACUACAUGUGUAUAUAAACGUAGAAUCCUGUUAAAACUGGUACUCGCGGAAUCAAGUAUUUCUUUGGGAUCCGACUGGUUAUUGGUUAUUGACUGCAAAUGCAAUUAUGAGUACCGGAAACAAAAUGUCAUAGGAACAAUUUAUGGGUCUAUGUUGCUUAUAUUUUGACAUUAACUUGGGUAAAUGUUUGUUCAAUAGUAUUACACCACCAGACAAAGUAUUGAGAAGUUCUAUAGCUUGAAUUAAAACUUCCUGAUGAUUCUUUAGUAAAACUAACACUAAGGUUAGGCUCCAUAAUUUUACUGUAUAGUUAAAAUUGUGGACAGAAAUGACAAUGACAAUCCCGCAUGUGUAUCGAAUGACGUUUUAAAUACAUUUGUGAAAAUAAUAUAAUUAUAUAAUCACUAUUAGAAAAAAACUUUUAAAAUUUUAUUAAUUAAGAAAUGUAAUUUCGUUGGAAUGAGUGUUUUUUUAGAGUACAUGGCACGGCAACGGUUGUUAUGCGUUAAUCCAAUUAAAUGACAAUCUAUAUAAUAUAUAAAUUCAAAAUAAUUUAAUUUUAAGUUUCAUUAAUAGUAAUUACGCUGUUAAAUUGUCAUUGAGUACAAAAUUAUUGUUCAGAAAACUGAUAAAAAGCCUCGUUCCAAAAUUUGGAAGUAAUAUGCCGGAAGAAAACAAAAAAUCACUAGUGAGAUAAAUUUCCGCUCGCUAAUCACGCAUGGAAAGUUGUCACCUUUGGAGCAAAUGUAUUAAAAAUAAUUAUCUAAUCAUUCGAUGUAGUGUCGGUAUGUCUAUUAAUCAACAUGUGGCGUUGCUUGGUCAUUGGACCUCGACUAGAAACCCAGAGCGCCAUGAUUCCGCCUUUGCCAUUCACCCCCACCCCCGGCCGUUCGUAUCGUAGAUGUGUCACGUAUUUGUAAGUCAGCGACAAGAUACUCUAGAAGUGCUAAGCUCGUAGUUAGAUUGUUCUCGUAUUAUGUACAUUGUAACACAUUUUAUAUUAUUUUAUUAUGAUUGUAUAGAAGUUCGUCGCUGAGGCGUAGUUAGCAAUAUUGAUGAGUGGUGCGGCGACGCGUGCGCCAGUGCGUGCCAAAAUGGCGGCCGCGACGCACCUGUUGUUUAAUUUUUUUGUUAUAUAUUUUAAUAACACAAUCGACUUGUAGUUUUAAUAAUUAUUAUUAUCAUUAAUUACUUAUUGUAAUAUAAUCUUAUUAAUUAAAAAAUCGAAACUGAAAAUAAAUAGCUAUGAACUCUUA
Leptidea sinapis is the source of this 10297-nucleotide messenger RNA. RefSeq names its product serine/threonine-protein kinase Tao (gene Tao). Lineage: Eukaryota; Metazoa; Arthropoda; Insecta; Lepidoptera; Pieridae. Gene Ontology annotation, biological process: protein phosphorylation. The coding region runs from base 469 to 3387 and encodes 972 amino acids. Gene Ontology annotation, molecular function: ATP binding; protein kinase activity. The record is from RefSeq and is a predicted model, not a curated record. The transcript has 21 exons.